AUGGCAGCGGCAAUCAAGCGCUGCCGCUGGCUGCCGUGCGCGCCCGCCGACCUCAGCACAGAGGAGCAGACCCUUGCGGGCGUGCCCGCCGUGCUGGCGCUAUGGAGCGGCGACGCGCAGAGCUUCAUGCUUGCCGUGGGCGACGUCGUGCGGCAGCCAGGGACGAGCGAGAUGGCUGGCUUCACAGACAAGCUCACCGUCCCACAUACCGGCGGCUUCAGCGACCUGCAGGCCGCGCGGCUCGGGGACAGCGUCGUCGCGGCGACGGCCUCCUCGGACGGCCGCAUCAACCUGCUGGUGCUGCACCUUCCCGGCCACCCAGGGGCCAGCUCGGCAGACUUGCAGGUCCCGCAGCCCGGGGCGGACGGCAGCUGCCUGGCGGCGAUGCCGUGGGCGCACACGGGGCCCGCCGCUUCGGUUGACAUCAACGGGGUGACGCGGAGCGUGCUGUCGGUGGGCCAGGACGGAGCCAUCUACGUGGCGCCUGUUGAGGCUGCGCGGCAGCAGCGGGAAAAGCAGCAGCAGCAGCAGCAGCAGCAGCAGCAGCAGCAGCAGCCAUACAGGCGGGGCGCCGGUUUCUCGGGGUACACCCAGGGCCGGUGGGUCGACAGCAACACAUUCGUCACGGCCGGGCUGGUCGGCGGCCUCGAAUUGUGGGACCUCCGCCGCGGCGGCGCCGCGCCCGCCGCCGCAUCCCCGCGCGAGUGGGGCCGCACCGGCUGCGCCGCCGCCGACGCCGCCGGCGGCGCGGCGCGCCGGCUGCUGUCCCUGGACGUCCACCCCUCGCGCCCCAACCUGUGCGCCAGCGGCGGGAGCAGCGGCGCGGUGGCUCUGUGGGACCUGCGGAUGACGGCGGCGCCCGCGGCGGCGCCAGCGCUCGGCGGCGGCGGCGACGUCUGGGAGGUCAAGUUUGACCCCUUGGAGGCGUUUGGGGGCGGCGCGGCGGCCGCGGACGGCCUGCCGCCGCUGCUGUUCUGCACGGGCAGCGGCGAGCUGUGCCGGACGGGGGGCGGCGCUGGCAAGGCGCGGUGGGGCGGCGGCGGGGAGGAGCAGCGGGCGGGGGGCCGGGGGUUGCAGGCAGAGGUGUUGCUGCGGGAGGCGUGCUCCAUCAACAGCUUUGACGCGGCAUUGGGCGGAGGGGACCUGAUGGCGGUGACCGAUUUCGAGGGCUUUGUGUUUGCAGCGCGGCCGCAGCAGUAA
Messenger RNA from Monoraphidium neglectum, 1200 nucleotides. Its product is annotated as putative WD40 domain protein. The record is from RefSeq and is a predicted model, not a curated record. Gene Ontology annotation, cellular component: nuclear pore outer ring. The coding region runs from base 1 to 1200 and encodes 399 amino acids. Gene Ontology annotation, molecular function: protein binding. The transcript has 5 exons. Lineage: Eukaryota; Viridiplantae; Chlorophyta; Chlorophyceae; Sphaeropleales; Selenastraceae.